Molecule: messenger RNA, 295 nt
Organism: Dentiscutata erythropus
Lineage: Eukaryota; Fungi; Glomeromycota; Glomeromycetes; Diversisporales; Gigasporaceae
Source: the annotation of a GenBank genome assembly
AUGGAAAUAAUUUUGAAAGAAAUCGAAAUUGAAAAGCUAAAGGAAAAGGCUUUAAUCUCAAAAAUUCACCGUGAAUUCUACAAAAAUUACUAUCUUUACGUUCCAUAUAAUAAAGAAACUGGAAAAGCAACUAUUUCCGUAAAUUCUUUUAUAGAAGAAGAAAUAAUCACAAACAAAGAAAAAAAAAUGUUUGAAAGGCUUCUCAAUAAUAUUGUAAACGAUUUUGGAGGAGAAAUUUUAUUGCAAAAAUACAUUUACUUACAACAAAUUAAAUUUAAAAUUGAUUCAUGUUCAU